AUGGCUGAUGAUAGUCUUAGAUCGCACUCGUCACCAUAUCCUGAAGAUAUCGAAAAGCCAACCCCUCAAAAGCCUUGGCAAGAAGGGCUUUACGCACUCCGACGCCAACUUGCUCCAGCAAGAGAAGCAACAAUCCGUGCAAAGGAAGCAGCACAGCAUGCAGAGGAAGCAAAACGGUGUGCGCUGGCACAACUUCGUCAAGCUGAUCAAGCACAAAGUUCUAGGCCUGGGCGAAGGACAGGAGCCAGGCCCCGCCAUGUUGGAGGAGCCGGCCCGUCGUCUAUUAUAGCAGCAGACCCCCCGUCUAUCAACCCAAGACUUCAAGCACCCGAAGAUGCCGCAGCACAGGAACAAAGGCUACGACCAGAUACAGAACGAAGGCUACGCGAGUCUGGUCUUUGGCGGAGUGAGCGACCUGAAAGAAGCGCAGCAAUCAUCCCUUGCGACAGCCGGAGUAGUGCAGAUCCAAGACUUCAAGCACCCGAAGAUGCCGCAGCACGGGAACAAAGGCUACGACCAGAAACAGAACGAAGGCUACGCGAGGCUGGUCUUUGGCGGAGUGAACGACCUGAACGAAGCGCAGCAAUCAUCCCUUGUGAUAGCCGGAGUAGUGCAGAUCCAAGGGCUCCUUCCAUUGGGUUGAAAAGGACAACGACAGAAAGUCCGCAAAUAGCUGGUCUUCGGCCGAAGCGAGCGCAUGGGCUAAGCAACGGAGCUAGUCCAGGAAGACAAACGAGCCUUCAAGCCGCUACUCACGACGGUGAAAGCCCUGGACUACCAAGAGGAGCCAGUCCUCAGGGCGAUAGAGCAGACCGGUCAACGAGAAAAGUGAGCCCUCCUCAAGCGAGCUCGGAAACCCGAUCCGGACAAGCUAGACAGCGUAGUCCACAGAGAAGCGGAGAGGCCGCGUGGCUAGGCUUCGUCCAACGCGGUGAAAAGGGCAGAAAACAAGGGGAAGCUCGUCAAACCAGCGACGAAGCUGGGUCUCCAGCGCCGUAUAUUGUCAGGGGAGACCCCUAUUUCGAUAUUCUUGAAGAGGCAAUCCAGUCGCUCAAAAGAAGGCGCAACCAAAUUAAGACACAGUACUCUGACACCGGAGGGGUCAGGGAAAAAAAGCACGGGGAAAUUGAUGAGAGAAUCCAACAGUUAACAGAUGAAUUGAAACGCGUCAACAAGGCCCGUCCCGUUGAAACAGAAGCUGAAUUCAUCGCAAGGACAGGAAGUCAGCCCGAAUAUCAUGGGUACAUUGGGGCGGUGCUGAAUCGGACCGAAGAUCCCGCUAAGCGCCACCAAAUUUUGAAGAAAGAUCUUUCAAAUUUAGUGUCAAAAUGGGACGACAGAGUGCGCGAUGAGUGCCUGAUAGAGCAGUAUCGACAAAUUUUGAUGGAAUUGUCAUCGAGGAUCCAAGCUACGGAGCUACAUCCAGACAGUGCCGAGAGGAGAGUUGAUACUUUGCCUCGUAUGAAUACGAAUGCUGCUGCUGCUAUGCAAUCUCCGCCUACUCCUAACCUAUCUGCUGCUGCUGCGGCGGCGGCGGCGGGUGGAAGUGCUCCAAGUGACGCUGCUCCAAGCCAACAGGCUCAGAAUGGUGGAUCUAUGAGUACAUCUCCUUGGAGUGGCCGUGGUAGGGUAGGUAGACCUCCUGGGAGAGGCCGUGGGAGGGUGGGUAGACCUCCAGGGAGUGGCCGUGGCCGUGGUCGUGGUAAUUUGAGACCAACUAGCAAUGUUAGUGUUCCCAGUUGCACCGAACCAGGCGCUGCAACUGCGCCGCUACCAGCGAAUCCGCUUCAAGGUGUCGCUCCUAGUUUUGUUGCUGCAACUGCGCCGCUAUCAGCGAAUCCGCUUCCAGGUGUCGCUCCCACUAGUGCUGCUCCCAGUGUUGUUGCUGCUCGUGAUGUUGCUAUCGACCGAAACCUGGAUCCGAAUAAUGCCCUUGGCGGUUCUGCUCCGGAUACUAGUGCUACUCCUAUUUAG
Messenger RNA from Endocarpon pusillum Z07020, 1974 nucleotides. RefSeq lists its product as uncharacterized. The transcript has a single exon. Bases 1 to 1974 code for a protein of 657 amino acids. NCBI's taxonomy places the organism in Eukaryota, Fungi, Ascomycota, Eurotiomycetes, Verrucariales, Verrucariaceae. The record is from RefSeq and is a predicted model, not a curated record.